UAGAGAGAGAGAGAGAGAAAAGAGCGACAGCGAGACUGUCUCUGGAUGAGGUCCAGCAGAGCUCCUCCUCCCCUUCUUCUCCUAGUUUCAUGCAUUCCAGAAAUCUUUCUGUUGUCGGAUUUUCACUGUUAAAAGUUCAUCUGAAGGAUUGUAAAGAUUGUUUUCUCGUGUGACACAUAAACCCUGUAGGAGGUAUCUCAGGCUUGUAAUCGCACACCUAGUCGAGGAGUGGUCCCAGCACUGAUCCCUGGGGCACACCCUUGGAUAUACUAAGAGGGCUAGAGGUCAGCCUCAACAUAGAGCUCUCCACAGUAACAUGUCCUCUGAGGGGACAGUGCCAGCAGGUGAAACCAGGUUACAUCGACUCUUCGCCUGGUUUGACCCUGAAAGUGCUGCGGUGGUGACCAUCCUUUUGGGGCUGUUCCAGGUGCUGCUGUCUGUCCCGCUAGCUUAUGCUGACCAAACUCUGCCAAAGCUCUACAUACUGCCACUUGUCUUAGGAAUUUUAAUUGUGGCAGGAGGAUCAUUCACCAUGGCCAAUGAGAGGAACCCCAGCAGACUACUGCUUCGGAGUUGUGCAUGCAGUAAUGUGGUUGGCCUGCUGGGGGCGCUGCUCGCCUUCUGCCUCUACUGCUACAGCUUCAUCAUUUUACACAAAAAAGAGUUGUGUGUGUACGUUUCUCUUGGCCAUGAAUACGGACGACAUUCAAGUUAUGGGUGUCCUGGGGAGCUUCUGCAGGCCUAUUGCUGGAGUGUGACACUGCUGCUGCUGCUGCAUGACACUUGGGCUGCGGUCCUGCACUGCCUCCUGUCUGUCUCUGCUCUCAAAGCCCUCAGAAGAGACUAAUACACACAUACAUGCCGUCCUGGCAAAUCAAAUGGAGAAGCUCCAGGACCUGAGCCAAUCAGAGCUACAGGAGCUCCUGGACAGCCCAGAGAGGGUGGAGUCUAUGGCUCUGGAGUCUGACGAGAUCCAGAACAUCCAACUGGAAAGAGAGAUGGCCCUGGCAUCAAAUCGCAGUCUGGCUGAGCAAAACCUGGACAUGAAGCCUCGUCUGGAGUCACAAAAGGAGGUGCUGGUCGAGAGAUAUUCCCAGCUAGAGGACGUCAGAGAAACUUACAGACAACACUGCUCCCUAAGAGAUGGGAUGGUGGGUCAGGUGUCUCCAGAGGCGUUGUUCUCCAGACUACAGACAGAGGGCAGCAAAACGGAGGCAGAGUCAGAGGCGCUAGCUGAUGAGUUUCUGGAGGGUUCUCUGCUUUUGGACUCCUUCCUUGACCGCUUCCUCUCCCUGCGCUCCCUUGCUCACAAAAGACGGGUGCGGAUAGAGAAACUCCAGGAGAUCCUGCGGCAGAGGAGCGAGGGCAAUCCCACCUCAAUGACAUCAUCAGCAGGCAUCAGCCAGGAUCCCGCAGCCACGUCCUCACCAUGGAAUCAACAGACAACAGCAACCACGACAAAUCAGCAGCAGCCUAACUCCAAACCUCAAUCCUCCAGCUACCAAAACGCCUCGAAACUGGCCUCCUCGUCUUCAGGGGGCUCCUCCGGCCUUCCUUACAGCCCGUACCCUGCUCCCCCCCCCAACUCUGCCCCUAUGGUAACAGCAGGCUCCGGCCCGGCCAACCCCCCAUCACAGUUCCCUCCGUACCCAGGUUCUGGCUCAUCUUUCACCCCAGCAGGGAGCUACUCUGGUCCCAGGCCCGCUUUCGGGCCGCCAACUUCGACUGCCUGCCCUUACCCAACCCAGCCCUCCUUCCCUGCCCCACACCCGGGCUCAGCGUUCGGCCAGUACACCCCCAGCCAACCCCAGAGUGGCCCCGUGCCCUAUCCUGCCUCCUACAGCUAUGGCGGCUACAGCUACCCAGCCGGGCCCGCCUAUUCCAAUUCUCAGUCGCCAACAGGGAGACCAAUCUGCAGACCAGGAUAUGGUGUUCCACAGCCGUACUCCUGACUCCUCUGUCUGAUUUCUUCUUCACAAUUCUUUCCUUCUUUGCUGUCUCACCCUUUCCUUCUCCCUCCCUCCUUAAACUCCACUUUUGUUACCCUAGUUCCCUCUCCUCAUCUUGUCUUUUCUUCCCUCCCUCUUCAUUUCUUCCAUGCUCUCAGAUUCAUGACGCUUUACAUAUUUGUUGCACUAUUUCUCUCUUUCUCAGUCUGUUGAUCUCUCUCUUUCUCUCUGUCCUUUUCCCUGUCUCUGUCACCCUGUGACCCACCAACUCCCCCACACUAGUCUCAGGUUGUUGCGUUGUGUUUAAGUGUUAAAACACUUUUAUCUGGCCCUUCACACACUCCCUCCCUCCUCCUCUUCCAUUUCAAGAGUGUGUGUGUUGCUAUUUGGCAAUCAGAAACAUACAAGUGCACCCCCUUAUGACAAAUACAUAGAAAAUCUGCCUUUGUAACACUACAUCAGUGUCCAGUAGCUUUUGUCUAAUGUCUAAUUCCUACUGGUUUUUUUGAGCAAUUCAAUUCAAAUCAGUUAUAUAACGCCAAUUCAUAACAGAAGUCCGCACUCUUCAUACAGAGCAGGUCUGCACUGUAUUCUGUACAGUCUGCAUUGAGACUUGCAUUGGAAGGUAUUUUCUUGGGCUCAGCUCUUCCAGACCCUUCCCUACUCCAAACAUAAACGUGACAGGUGACUUUUAUUAUGCACAAUCACCUGUGGACAGAGGGCAGAAGAACCACCAGUAACUCCAGAAACCAGUCACUUUUUAUUUUCUUCAUCCAAAGAACCUUGUGACGAAGGCAGUGUUUUGUUUUUUCCCUUACAUACAACAUUAAAGGUCCCAGUGUAAAAUGAA
Messenger RNA from Micropterus salmoides (largemouth bass), 2799 nucleotides. RefSeq names its product VPS37C subunit of ESCRT-I (gene vps37c). Gene Ontology annotation, biological process: ubiquitin-dependent protein catabolic process via the multivesicular body sorting pathway; protein targeting to vacuole; protein targeting to membrane. NCBI's taxonomy places the organism in Eukaryota, Metazoa, Chordata, Actinopteri, Centrarchiformes, Centrarchidae. The transcript is spliced from 12 exons. The record is from RefSeq and is a predicted model, not a curated record. The coding region runs from base 777 to 1952 and encodes 391 amino acids. Gene Ontology annotation, cellular component: ESCRT I complex.